Truncatella angustata is the source of this 1746-nucleotide messenger RNA. RefSeq lists its product as uncharacterized. The record is from RefSeq and is a predicted model, not a curated record. Lineage: Eukaryota; Fungi; Ascomycota; Sordariomycetes; Amphisphaeriales; Sporocadaceae. The transcript has 3 exons. The coding region runs from base 1 to 1746 and encodes 581 amino acids.
AUGAAACACGCGAACAGCACUGCGGAGGUUCCUGGUAAUAUGGAAGGCAGCGGUAGGAAAGCUGCUCUGGAUGGAGCAGAUGCUGAGCUUCCUAAGUUAAUUGGUCUCAGCAACGCACCAAAAUGUAUGGCAGCAUGCAGAACCGAGUUCACCAAAGGGCUAGACAUAGACGUGACAAGAGACCCGGCACUAGCCCUUGAAAUCUUAUGCCAUAAGAUCGUGGAUGACCAUCUCGGCGCGUUUCUUUGGGACUUAUACUGUUGCGAUACGAAAUACUGCGGGCUUGGUGUAGUUGGGACCGCCGCUAGACAAGAUCCAAAUGUUGACGGGAUAAUUGAUCAGUGCAAAAAUAUCGGUAUUUCUGGCAUAGUAGACCCAGGCCCUCCACAACGAGAUCGAUGUGGUCCGACGAGUGAGGACCCGUUCAAGGUCAUGUCGAUAUCAUCCGGUACUGCCGACCACGGUGGUUUUACUGGAAUGCAAAUCGAGAUUUCCACCACCUCAAUCACGUCUCUGACUCCAAUACAGGGCGAUUCCCCAGCCAUAACAACCGAAACAGGCACGGACGCUUUAAAUACAUCGACGCCGAUGGCUCCCACAGCAUCUUCGGUAUCACUGCAUGGGCUGAAAACUGGCGAUGCCGUGGCUAUUGGUGUAUGCGCAACGAUAGCUGCUCUGGCGCUUUUCCUGGCACUCUUGUGUGUCUGCAGGCGGAGAAGACGUUCGAAGGUAUACAUCAAGACUCCCCCAAGAUCAAGGGCUUUCGUUGCGCAUGACCAGCCGCCGACCGGCUCCCGUGCGAAGUUGGUCACUUCACCUCAUGAUUUUCUGCCAAAAUCCCUGCAACCUCUAACUCCUCCAAUGCGUCUAAGAGAUCGCAGGUAUCUCUCGCCGGUUACUAGUCAUCACCCGAUACGGUCUUUUUUUGCCCCUUCAUAUUCUAGUCAAUCAGAAUCAAUCUUCCCAGAGCAUUCAAUUCCCCCACGUACAACAGGCAAACCCUUGCCUAGAUAUACACGUCACGCUGUCCUGACAAGUAUUCAAUCCGAUACUGUCAUGGAUACUCUUGCGGACGUACCACGAAGCAGCAUGAGUUCCGUCAUCAGUAGGCCGACAAAUGUCUCGAUCUUGAAUACAGCAAAGUCUAGCUCUAUAGCCACCACCACCACCACCACCACCACCACGGAGAUCACCAACCCUGCCAGGCAUGGGUCACCACCGCUUUCACCAAUACGUCCACAGCGUCCGCACAACUCGCCUCUGAAUAUUCCCGGCCUUCUGAUGCCGGUGACUCCACCACCCGAACACGCUCUUCCACCAGCACCGUCCACCUUUCAUCUUCAGUCCUCACUCUUCUCUCCACCGAUACCACCACCUAAGUCUCCACUGUCUCCAGCUUUUUCGGUAUCGCCGCUGUCACUCGUUCCGGCGCUCAAAACAGCUCCGCUGCUGGCGUCCUUCCCAUCUGCCGGGGAAAUCGGCGUUGCCAUAGGUGCGAUCGGCCCAACCUCGGCCACGGGUGUCGCAUUGCAACCUUCUUCGCAUGUUCUCUGCGGGCUUACAGGAACGCACGAUCAGCAAACGUGUGUAGCGAGUGAAGGCUGGCAUAGCUGGAGUAAUACGGACGGUGGAGAGCCGAAGGCGAAACGAGAGAGCCCUCGGUUGACUGGUGGGAAAGCUAGUGGAUCUGAGGAUGUCAGCACAACAAAGAAAUUGAACCUCGAAAAUUUAGGAGGUAGCUAUUAA